Molecule: messenger RNA, 429 nt
Organism: Pseudomassariella vexata
Lineage: Eukaryota; Fungi; Ascomycota; Sordariomycetes; Amphisphaeriales; Pseudomassariaceae
Exons: 1
Coding region: 35-253 (72 amino acids)
Source: RefSeq, a predicted model, not a curated record
GCACCCGAUGAUGUGGUAAGGUAAGGGUAGUGCCAUGCGCUGCCUUAGCCGACUUGAAACUCUCUCCAUGGCUCUAGCCCUGCUAAUAAACCCAAGAUCUGGCGCUAGUACAUUCGAAAAUGGAAUAAUACUGUGCGAAGAACACUACAACAUGCGGUGUGCUUCACAUUGUUUUCUUACAUCGCGAAGCCUGCCAACUUGCUGUGCCAUUACAAAGUACAAUUUGUCAAGCUGGAAGCCAAGAAUCAGCUGAGCUGCCACAGUAAUCUAUUUCCACAUGGCAAUCGGCAGUAAACAACGCCGUGCCAAGGUCUUACGCCUUUGUCUGACAACAGUCGUUGUUGGUAUUAGAUGCUCUCGCGUGGUUACGGGAUGAACGGCGGACUGCCAUCAGCCCAGAAUGAAGAGAUGGCGAGUUGGAUCUCUCUG